This is a messenger RNA of Xyrauchen texanus (razorback sucker), 360 nucleotides long. Its product is annotated as interferon alpha-13-like. Gene Ontology annotation, cellular component: extracellular region. The record is from RefSeq and is a predicted model, not a curated record. Lineage: Eukaryota; Metazoa; Chordata; Actinopteri; Cypriniformes; Catostomidae. Gene Ontology annotation, biological process: defense response. Gene Ontology annotation, molecular function: cytokine receptor binding.
UUCCAGUCCAACAAUACACAGCAGGUUACUGGUGUCGAAAAAGCCAUUUACCAGACACUCCAGAAUAUUGGCACCCUGUUUGAGAAUGAUGCUGUUCCUGACCAGUGGAAUGCGCAAAAGCUGGAUGACUUUCUAAACAUCAUAUACCGCCAGAUUGAAGACAGCAAAUGCGUGAUGAAUAAGUCUGAAGGGACACAAGAUUUCCCUGAAGGUGUUGUUUCACUCAAAGCUUACUUCGAUAUCAUAUCCACAGUUGUGAAAGAAAAGGGUUUUAGUUACUGCGCAUGGGAAAUCAUGAGGAAGGAGAUUCUCCACACUCUCAAGUUCAUAUUGACGCAAAACUCCGACAUCAUGUUAUGA